UUGGCUCGACGCGAAACGCCUCCGUCGCUCUCUCUGCCCGCUUCUCCUACCAUUUAGCUUCGCUUUGGGCCGCCGUCCCACGGCUCGUACGGACCACAAACUCCGCCCACCGCCACGUCAGCGCUCCAUUUCCCACCGCUUCCGCCCCUUCGGCUCGUCGUUUACCUCUCUUGCCUUCCGCUGUGCCUUGCCCGCACUCGUUUAUGUUCUUGCGGCGGCGGAGGUCAACGGGCACAGAGCAGCGGGCGAUCGGGGAAGAGGAGAAAGGGGAUGGGGAGGAACGGGAGCGUGAGGCGGAGCUACUCGGCGUCGUCGGACGACUACGGGCUGCUGGAGGAAGUCGGGUACGGGGCCAGCGCGACGGUCUUCCGGGCGAUCUACCUCCCCACCAAGGAGAUCGUCGCCGUGAAGCGCCUGGAUCUCGAUCGCUGCAACAGUAACUUCGAUGAUAUACGACGGGAAGCCCAAACAAUGAGCUUGAUAGACCACCCAAAUUUAAUUAGGGCUUACUGCUCAUUCGUUGUUGAACGAUUCCUCUGGGUAGUCAUGCCAUUUAUGGAUGAAGGCUCAUGCUUGCACCUGAUGAAGAUUGCAUAUCCAGAUGGAUUUGAAGAACCCAUUAUACGUUCAAUUCUUAAAGAAACACUAAAAGCCUUAGAGUACCUUCACAGGCAUGGUCAUAUACAUCGUGACGUCAAGGCUGGGAAUAUCCUCCUUGAUAAUUCUGGCGUGGUGAAGCUUGGAGACUUUGGUGUUUCAGCGUGCAUGUUUGAUAAAGGUGAUAGACAACGCGCAAGGAAUACUUUUGUAGGAACCCCCUGCUGGAUGGCUCCAGAGGUGUUGCAACCAGGAAGUGGAUAUGAUUUUAAAGCUGACAUCUGGUCAUUUGGAAUAACUGCACUAGAAUUGGCACAUGGCCAUGCUCCAUUUUCCAAAUAUCCUCCAAUGAAGGUUCUUCUGAUGACUCUCCAAAGUGCACCCCCUGGACUUGAUUAUGAUCGUGAUAAGAAGUUCUCAAAGUCCUUCAAAGAAAUGAUUGCGAUGUGCUUGGUUAAAGAUCAAACAAAAAGGCCAACAGCAGAGAAGUUGUUGAAACAUUCUUUUUUCAAGCAUGCAAAACCUCGUGAUCUAUCACUGAAAAGCAUUUUAAUUGGCUUGCCACCACUUUGGGAACGUGUGAUGGAACUUCAGGUUAAGGAUGCUGCACAACUAGCUCUUAAGAAAAUGCCGUCAUCUGAACAAGAAGCCAUAUCGCAGAGUGAGUAUCAAAGAGGUGUUAGUGCAUGGAAUUUUGACAUCAAUGAUCUGAAGGCUCAGGCAUCACUGAUUCAAGAUGAUGAUGACCUUUCUGAAAUGAAGGAAGAUGAAGAAUUGAGAGAUGUUGUCGGCAAGGAUCCAUAUACUUCGAGAUCUAAUGGUGAGAAGUCAACAUCUAAUGACAAAACUAACUCUAUGGAAAGUACCUAUAGUGCAAAUUUCUCAGGAGCAAAGUGUUUAAAUACAAGAGACGAGAUUUUGCCAAUAGAUUUAGUGGAUUCCCAUAGUCAAGAAAGGAUUGAGGGGUGUGAUAGCUGCAGAAUGAAAAAUGACUUAACACCAUCGACAUCAAAACAUGAUAUACAGCCUAACCAAUGGAAAGUUGAUGUUGGAAAGAAAGGACAAACUCAUAGUGGUCCACUUGUAUCUUCUGGCAUGUCUACAACCUUGUUGCCAGAAAGAGGGCACACCUCAGAAAGGAUUGAAAAUGACAAUCAGAAAGGAACUGCUAGAUAUAAACAUGAUGCACGCAAAGUCACAAAUUUCAGUGGUCCACUAAUGCUGCCAAACCGUGCUUUGGCUAACAACUUAUCAACUCCUGUGCGGUCUUCAGCAGGUUGUGGAGACUUGCUGGAGGACAAGACCAAACCUAAUGUGGUUCAGAUAAAAGGGCGUUUUUCAGUUACAUCAGAAAAUGUGGAUCUCGUAAAAGACUUGCCACUAUGUAACAUUUCAAGAAGGUCAUCCCAGGGAUAUCCCAUGAAAAAAUCAGCCAGUGUUGGUGAUUGGUUAGUUCAAGCUAAAACAAUGCCACCUGGUCAACAUCCAAAGGAAGUUGGAAACAAUAAUUCCAAGGAAGUUGGCAACAGUAGUCCAAAGGAAGGUGGCAACAGUACCAUACCUGCAUCCAUUCUGAUGUCUCACCUUCAGAAUCUUUUCCAGCAGACAUCUUUUCAACAAGAACUCAUUACAAAUCUCUUGAACAGUUUGCAACAAAAAGAAAUUAUUGAUGCAUUUCAAAAUGGAGUGCCUUCCCAAGUCCAAAAAUCAAGGAACAGGAAGUUGUUGGAUACUGAAAAUGCUGAAAGAGAGCGGCUAUUGCUUACUAAAAUCUCAGAGCUACAAGCCAGGAUGAGUACUCUAACCGACGAGCUUACUGCAGCAAAGUUGAAGCAUAUUCAGUUACAACAAGAGUUAAGUGCAUUGUAUUCUCAACAAGAAGAAGAAGAAGCUAUGAGGAAUCAAGAAAUAGAGGAAACCUGAUACAUUUCUAAGAGAUUAUUAUUUUUCCAUGCCAGUUAUAAAGUUAUUCCUGGGUGACAUCGUCCUUGAUACUUUGUUUGGUCUCCUGAUCUCUCUUAAGAAGAAUUAAGAGAAAGAAUCAAUGAAGAAAGCAAUUUCUUGGCCAUUUCUCAAGACAGGCAAUCAGUCACUAAUGUGGUCCAGAUAUACUUUUUUUUUUUUUGGUUCCACACGAGGCCACCCGAUCCACUUGUAAAUGAUCGAGGUCAUGAAUGUACCGUGUCAGCUGUUAUCUUCCAGUGAUCUCAUUUUUGUGUAUUCCAUUUGUUUGUAUUUGGUAAUUAUCACUUUGUGGAGAAUCCACUGCGAGCCUGCUUCUUUAUUAUUAUUCUUACCAUGAUGCAAGGCUCUCUCCCAUUUUCUUUCCAGGCUCUUCUUUGCUGCUUUGGCUGUAUGUACAUUAUCUGAAGUUGAACAUUUAAAGAUCAACAAGCAGAUGACUGCUUACACAGUCC
Molecule: messenger RNA, 3014 nt
Organism: Musa acuminata subsp. malaccensis (wild Malaysian banana)
Lineage: Eukaryota; Viridiplantae; Streptophyta; Magnoliopsida; Zingiberales; Musaceae
Product: serine/threonine-protein kinase BLUS1
Biological process (GO): protein phosphorylation
Molecular function (GO): protein kinase activity; protein serine/threonine kinase activator activity; ATP binding
Source: RefSeq, a predicted model, not a curated record